UGUGUCCUAUAUUGUUCCCCUAAUAAAUUCACAGUCUUCAACUAACCAAUCUCCAACUAGUACAGAUCUUACACCCACUAGUCAUUCUACAGGUGAUGGUUUUGCUUCUCCUUCAGGUGAAACAGUCUCUCAAGACCCGGUGCACUGGCUUCCUGCUCUAGAAUCUUCUGUAUCUGUGGUCUUACCUCCUGAUGAUCAAUUUCCCAUCACUAUUCACAAAGGGGGAGUCACUUGCAGAUCCUGGGAGAUAUCGAAGACUCGUUGGAAAACUUAAUUAUCUCACCAUCACACGACCAGAUAUUUCUUUUGUUGUCAGCGUGGUAAGUCAAUUCCUUCAGUCUCCAUGUGAUAGUAAUUGGGAUGCAGUUAUUCGGAUUUUGAGGUACAUUAAGAGAACACCUGGAAAAGGAUUGGUAUACGAGGAUAAAGGGCAUACUCAGAUCGUUGGGUAUUCAGAUGCUGACUGGGCAGGUUCUCCAUCUGACAGACGUUCUACUUCUGGGUGUUGUGUAUUAGUUGGAGGAAAUCUAGUAUCAUGGAAAAGUAAAAAAGCAAGAUAUUGUUGCCAGAUCUAACGCAGAAGCAGAAUAUCGUGCUAUGGCCUUAGUCACUUGUGAGCUUAUCUGGUUAAAGCAGUUGAUCCAAGAAUUAAAGUUUACAGAAAUAUCACAAAUGUUAUUAUUUUGUGAU
This is a messenger RNA of Mangifera indica (mango), 690 nucleotides long. Its product is annotated as secreted RxLR effector protein 161-like. Bases 192 to 575 code for a protein of 127 amino acids. The record is from RefSeq and is a predicted model, not a curated record. NCBI's taxonomy places the organism in Eukaryota, Viridiplantae, Streptophyta, Magnoliopsida, Sapindales, Anacardiaceae. The transcript has 2 exons.